This is a messenger RNA of Scheffersomyces stipitis CBS 6054, 471 nucleotides long. RefSeq names its product mitochondrial 54S ribosomal protein mL59 (gene MRPL25). Gene Ontology annotation, molecular function: structural constituent of ribosome. NCBI's taxonomy places the organism in Eukaryota, Fungi, Ascomycota, Pichiomycetes, Serinales, Debaryomycetaceae. Gene Ontology annotation, cellular component: mitochondrial large ribosomal subunit. The transcript has a single exon. Bases 1 to 471 code for a protein of 156 amino acids. The record is from RefSeq and is a predicted model, not a curated record.
AUGUCCUUGGCCUCUAAAGAAGCAUUCAGCAAGCUUCCCCAGAAGUUGCACAACUUCUUCAUCAAGUUUCCCCCCAGACCGUUUGCCGAAUAUUCGGAAAAGCCUUCGACUAUAGUGGAUCCCAAGUUUAAUCCAUUUUUGCCCAAUAAGAACCCAGAAACCGGUAAAUGGCACGGUGCCAAAUACUCUUUGAGACGUUCGUCUGACUUGUUCAAGAUGGCCCGUAAGUUCGGAAUACAGGAUCUCUUGCCUCCUAUGCCUAAGAAGUUCUACGAAGAAAAGUACAACAACAAGAACUGGAUGAGAGGAGUAUUGACGCAGAAGAAACAGAAAUGGGAAAGAGAAUUGCCCGAAAAAUUGGAGGCUCGAGAAGAUGCCAUUGCCAAGAUGGACGACAUAAUUGCUGCUGCCAGACCCAGAUACAAGAGACAGCUCGAGAAGAAAAAGAAGAGAGAACAGACCUGGUUUUAG